Sinocyclocheilus rhinocerous is the source of this 3283-nucleotide messenger RNA. RefSeq names its product FES proto-oncogene, tyrosine kinase (gene fes). The record is from RefSeq and is a predicted model, not a curated record. Gene Ontology annotation, biological process: peptidyl-tyrosine phosphorylation. Gene Ontology annotation, molecular function: ATP binding; non-membrane spanning protein tyrosine kinase activity. The transcript is spliced from 20 exons. The coding region runs from base 517 to 2994 and encodes 825 amino acids. Lineage: Eukaryota; Metazoa; Chordata; Actinopteri; Cypriniformes; Cyprinidae.
UUCAUGAUUUCAAAACAUGAUUUUAAUGUAUUUAUAAUGAAUAUUUAGUCAUAUUAACAUAAUUGUAGCCUAUUAUAAAUCCGAUUUUUCUUAUGUAAAUAUGAAUGUAAAUGUAUACGUAAAUUCAUAGAAGACAGGUUUUAUUAAAUCAUAUCUGUAUAGAGCAGGUGUUGCCGUGCGUUCGCGGUUUAAUCCUGUUGAAUGUAGUGAGUCUGCGUCCUGCCUGCCGGACUGUCUUCCUGGUUUCAGCUCUUUCGCCGCUGCUGUCAUCACAAGAGCUCGUCUGUGGCCUCGCUUGUCUCACUGUCUCCGGUAUUUACAGUUUCGACGCGCUCUUUCCCUCUCGUCGCUUUGUUGUAAUGGAGAAUUACGUGCUCCGGUCGUCCUGACAGGUAGUACGUUUCGCUGCGCCAGACACAUCUGAGAUCUUGGUUUAUGGUGUUUCUCAUUGACCUGACUAUCAAGUAUCUUUGACCAGCAUACUGCUUGUGACACUUACACAGUCGUGCUGCAGGUAUGGGUUUCGCGGAGGACCUGUGGUGCCCUCAGGGUCACGCCGCCCUAAUAAAACUACAAGACUCUGAGCUGCGUUUGAUGGAGGUUAUGAAGAAAUGGAUGACGCAGAGAGCCAAGAGCGAUCGCGAGUUCUCCGUGCAGCUGCAUCAGAUGUCAGCCAUUGUUGAGAAGCUGGAAGGAUCUCAGCCCGGAGGAAGUCUCGACUACAUCAGCCAGUUCAAUAAGUCGUGGAAUGUGCUGGUCAGUCAAACGGAGAGCCUCAGUCGUAUCAUACGCAAGCACUCGGAGGAUCUGAUGGUGGGACCCCUCAGCAAACUCACCCUCCUCAUCCGGGACAAGCAGCAGCUGAGGAAGGCUUACGGGGAACAGUGGAACCAUCUCAACCAGGAGCUGUGCAGGGUCACCCAAACUGAGCUGGACCGACUCAAGUCCAGUUACAGACAGCUAGUACGAGACACGACCCAGGCCAAAAGAAAAUACCAGGAAGCAAGCAAAGACAAAGAACGUGAGAAAGCGAAGGAACGCUACAUCAAAGCCACUCUGAAACUGCAAGAGCACCACAAUGAAUAUGUGCUGUCGGUGAAGGCUGCGCAGGUGCAUCACCAACUCCACUAUAGCCAAAGCCAGCCGGCCCUGCUGGGAGCACUGCAGACGCUGCAGGAGGAAAUGGUGCUUAUUCUGAAGGAGAUUCUGCAGGAGUAUUUCGAUCUGUCUAGUUUGCUUCAUGAUGAGGUGGUCAGUGUUCACGCUGAAAUGGCCAAUGCCCUGAAAGCCAUCCAGCCACAGACAGAGUACGAGAACUUCAUCCAGCAGAACAGGUCAAGAGGAGAGGUUCCUGAAUGUGUGGAGUUUGACAGCAGUUUGUUGGAGGACGCUGAAGGUCUGAAGCCUGAAGAUCUGCAGCUCAAUGAGCUCACAGUAGAAGGAAUCCAGCAUCGGCUCACCGCUGUGGAGGAGGAGCUCCUGGGUCUUGCUAAUACUCUUGGUUCUCAGCAGGCCACUGUCAACCAGCUGGAGCUGGAUCUGCAGAAUGAGGAGGGCUCGGCAAACACAGGCCAGAGGGUGUAUCAGUUCAGUAAGCGUAAUGCUGUGGAGGACAGCAGACAGCAGGUAGUUCUGUCCAUGGUGGCUCGAGCUCGUCUGGAGGCCCAGCGGAGGCUUCUGGCCGAUAAGCUUCAGUCUCUGGGCAGUAAGGAGGCUCCACCUAUAGGCCUGGAUGAUGAUCGGAUAUCUGUCACGUCCAGCAACUCGGAGCGCGAUAAAGACCAUAAGCUCCUCAACAUGGAUGUAAUCGUGAGUCACCUCAGCAGCUUGUUCAAGCCCAAGUAUACGGUUCCCCCCGCCCUGACGCCGGUGCCCGAGGUGGAGAAGCCGUUGACCCAGCAGAGCUGGUAUCACGGUGCCAUCCCCCGUCUGGAGGUGCAGGAACUGCUGAAGAAUGAUGGCGACUUCCUGGUUCGAGAAAGCCAGGGCAAACAAGAAUAUGUGCUGUCUGUGCACUGGGGCGGCCAGUGCCGGCACUUCCUCAUUCAGAGUACAGACGGUAUGUAUCGUCUUGACGGUGAAGGUUUCACCUCUGUACCACUGCUAAUAAAGCACCUCAUCAGCUCCCAUCAAGCCGUCACAAAGAGGACAGACAUUGUGCUGAAGAGACCCAUCCUUAAGGACAAGUGGGUCUUGGAACAUGAUGAUGUCAUUCUUGGACAGAGCAUUGGUCGGGCCAACUUUGGUGAGGUGUUCAGUGGGCGUCUGCGUUCAGACAAUACGCCAGUCGCUGUGAAAGCCUGCAGAGAGAAUCUACCUGCAGAACACAAGAACAAGUUCCUAAUGGAGGCCAGGAUCCUAAAGCAGUAUGACCAUCCAAACAUAGUGAAGCUAAUCGGCGUCUGCACACAAAAACAGCCAAUUUAUAUCAUCAUGGAGCUGGUGCAAGGAGGGGACUUUCUAACCUUUCUGCGCACAGAGGGCCACGACCUGAAGACCAAGAUGUUGAUCAAGAUGGCAGAGAAUGUGGCGUCUGGCAUGGCGUACCUGGAAAGCAAGAAGUGCAUUCAUCGAGACCUGGCUGCGCGUAACUGUCUCGUAGGAGAGGAGAGCGUGGUGAAGAUCAGUGAUUUCGGUAUGUCUCGUCAGGAGCAGGAUGGGGUUUAUUCUGCUACAGGAGGAAUGAAGCAGAUCCCAGUCAAAUGGACGGCACCAGAGGCCCUCAAUUAUGGGCGAUACACCACAGAGAGUGAUGUGUGGAGUUUCGGAGUGCUGUUGUGGGAGACGUUCUCUAGAGGAGUCACACCGUAUACCUUACCGCAUAACAUGAGUAACCAACAGACCAGAGACGAGGUGGAGAGAGGAUAUCGUAUGCCGGCGCCAAAUAACUGUCCGGAUGAAAUCUAUGCCCUCAUGUGUCAGUGCUGGCAGUAUGAUCCGAGAAAUCGACCCUCGUUCCGCAAACUAAAGGCAGAUCUGUGCGCUUUAUGUUAGUAAAACAUACACACAUGCACACAGUGUCUUAUGAUGAGGCCAAAACAAAGAUUUAUUUUUUUAAUUUGUGUGCCACAGUUGUUAAAAACAAAUAUGCAUAUACAGUAAAACACACCAUCAGUGCCUUCUGACAGAAUACUGUUAAUAAGAGUACAAUAUAAUUAAGAAUAUUUGAUUUUCUAUACAUACUGUAUUGAAUACUGUGCAAUGUGGUCUUCCAAAUGGUUUUGUUUGUGACAUCCUGAUGUUUCAAUAAUGAAUAAAUUAUUUUUUUGCAGAUGACACAUAU